Molecule: messenger RNA, 1860 nt
Organism: Spirodela intermedia
Lineage: Eukaryota; Viridiplantae; Streptophyta; Magnoliopsida; Alismatales; Araceae
Source: the annotation of a GenBank genome assembly
AUGUCAUCCUCUUCAGCCUGCUUUGCUUUGGACCACCUCUCCCCACCGCCCUCCGAGCAGCUCUGUUACGUCCAUUGCAACUUUUGCGACACUGUCCUCGCGGUAUAGUGCUAUUCGCCCUAUUUCAUUCCCCAACUUCCUAUUCUUCUACUUCCUCUUAUCUCUCUCUCCCCAUUCCCCCCCCCCUUUCUUCUUCUUCUUCUUAUUCUCCCUCAACCCUUGUGGUUUUCAGGUGAGUGUUCCCUGCAGCAGCCUAUUUAAGACGGUCACUGUGAGAUGCGGGCACUGCACCAAUCUUCUCUCAGUAAACAUGAGGCCGCUCUUGCUGCCGGCCGCCAACCAGCUUCACUUCGCCAGCCCCUUCUUUCCCCCGACUAGCCAGAGCCUUCUGGUAAUAACCUAAAAAUGCUUCUAAUCGAUUAUGUUUGUAGUUGCUGAAUCAUGUUUCUGAUGAGCAAACGUUGGCUUCGUGGGACUUCUCCAGGACGAGCUAUCAUGCCCACACCUGCCGUUGCUGCUGGAUCAACCCCUCGUCAACAAUGAGGCCAUGGUCCCCGUAAAAGGGUCUCAGGAUAUAAUCGCGCAGCCUCCUCCUAUUAACAGACGUGGGGGCUUGUUCUUCACCUCCUCCGUCAUCCUUUAUUCUCCGAUUCGUUGUUUCUAGGCUUUCGUCAGCAGUUACUGAUGAUUUCGGUUGCCCUCGUUCUUGUUUUCUUUUCCUGUUCGAGAAUCCCUCAAAGCCAUGGCCUCUCUCGGUGAUACUUUCUUUGGUGAAUCUCUGGAUCCUCUGAGAAAUACUUCGAAGCUGUAGCUUAUCUUAUUCUUGGAUCCACUGAGGGCAUUGCUCUAUCUCUAGCCAGAAGCAAGGGUUCUUCACACUUGCACCCUUACCCCUUCAUCAGCAUUCUUCCAUUUGUUCUCUCUCUCCCUCUCUCCCUCCCUCCCUCCCUCCCUCCCUCUUUGUUCCAAACGGUUCUACUAGGACUCCACCGUUCCAACCGCGAAAUUGUCGGUAGCAUUAGUUAUUAUGUCUCCUCGUCUUCCCCGCAAAUUCAUACGGCCUUUCUAUUUCUCGAUGCUCAUCGACUCUCUCGAGUCCAAGUUCCCGCUCGUCACUUGUACUUACAUCCCAUCUCGUUUCCGAUAAGCCAAUCUUGCGUGGAUAAUCUGAUAAUAAGAAGAUUGUUAAUCGCAUCAUAAAUUAGUUUGAAUCUCCUUUAUUUUAUGCUUUAGGCUUGUUUUAAAUGUGCCGGGUUCUUAUUUUCCAGCUCCGGAGAAGAGGCAGAGAGUCCCCUCAGCUUACAACCGGUUCAUCAAGUGAGUAACCUUGACCGAGACGCGCUAGGUGAAGGCAAACUAGUAUUUCCCUCAUAUUUCUGAAAUCUGAUCGCUGUUUCCUUCUCCAGGGAGGAGAUCCAACGCAUCAAGGCCGAGAAUCCGGACAUCACCCAUAGGGAGGCCUUCAGCGCUGCGGCGAAGAAUGUAAUACAGUCCCUCUCGAAGCCUUAGGGUUUAGUGAUUUGCCCAUUUCCGUCUUCCUCAUCUUCCUUUACGUAAUUUCUUCUUCUUUAUCAGUGGGCUCACUUCCCUCACAUCCACUUCGGUUUGAUGUCCGAACCCGGUCUGAAGAAGAGCACCAUCCGCCAGCCGGUACAUCUCUUGUUCUCUCUCGCUCUCCCUCUCGUCUCCUCACCUCUGUCCCUGUCCUCUUCCUGCAAUCUUCUCACUAAAUGUUCUCAUUCCUCUGAGGAGACUAAGUUCCCAUUUUUUUGGCCUGUCUUCUGCUAGGAAGUAGGCGACGUUCUGCGCAAGGAGGGGUUCCACGCGGCGGCCGACAGCAUGGGGAUUACUCCUUUCUGA